Molecule: messenger RNA, 1362 nt
Organism: Heteronotia binoei (common prickly gecko)
Lineage: Eukaryota; Metazoa; Chordata; Lepidosauria; Squamata; Gekkonidae
Gene: FANCE
Product: FA complementation group E
Exons: 6
Coding region: 10-1362 (450 amino acids)
Biological process (GO): interstrand cross-link repair
Cellular component (GO): Fanconi anaemia nuclear complex
Source: RefSeq, a predicted model, not a curated record
UCUAGCAACAUGGAUGGUCCUUCAGUGCCUUUGCUGCAGCGAUUUGAUAAGUCUUCUCGCCUUCUUCUCUGCACAUUGAUGUCUGGGCCUGAGGCUGCCUUGGCUGCCUUGCGCACCCUUCAACGGUCUGGGUCUGGGGAAGAUCCAAAGCAGGGCUUUGAUUGGCAAAGCUUUACAGAGAAGCUGUGUGCUCUAGAGCCUGUGCUACAAGGACCUGAGAAGACCCUCAGCUUAAAACCAUUAUUGCUGCUGCUUCCAGUCUUGUGCCAAAGAAAUCUCUUUUCCUUGCUGCUUAUGGUAAAAUCUGUAGUGCCAAAAGACUUACUUGUUCGUCUGCUUGAGAUCUCCAAGCAAGAGCCCAGCUUAGACCUCUGGGUGCAAAGACUGAAGGAUUUACUACAAGUAGAGCUGCAGGAGAAGAGCUCCUUGACUCCUGUCCUAUUAACAGGUGCUUGCCAGCAACAACUGAAAGAUCUGUGUCAGAAGGUUGUGGCCUUUCGUAAGGACACUCCUGGUUUAGGAGGGAAAUUAAGCUGUUAUAUUGAACAGACAGAUCCCUGCUUAGCUGUGGAUGAAAUAACCCCCAUCUCUGCAUCUCAGAUUGGGAAAAACAAGAAAGUAAGCAAGGAAGCCAUAAGCCCUGAAGAUGAGAGGCAGAGAAAAAAGGCCCGAAUGGAAGUUAAUGAAUCAGAUUCAGAACAUUUCAAGCAACAUGAUAUGCAGCAGGGAGCUGGAGCAACUGGAACAGGAAAUAAACUCAUGAUGAAUUCUGGAAAUGAAAAUGUUCACCGUGAAAUCAACAAGAUCUAUCAAAGUUCUCACAAGGAGGAAACAGUAGAAAUGAGAGAGGCUAGUCAGAGUUUCCAAAUGGAGCCUGCAGCAGAGGUUCCAAAUUAUAUCAAGGAACAUGUUCCCAAAUUUAAGGAACUUUUGGCAAUGCAAUGUGAUAAUUUUGAUGGGACUGUCCCUCCUGAACUUCAGGUCCUGAAUGAGUGUACCCCAAGCCAGCUAGAAGGUCUCUGCUCAUUACUGCAACUCUCAGAAUGCCCAGAAAAUGAGCUUCUGCAGCUCUGUACUUGGUUGGUGGUGAUGUCACCUGAUCUUAGCUACAGUUAUGCAACAAUACUUGCUGGAAAGCUCUUUCUACCUCGGAUUCUCACGCUGACUGAGCCAGCCUCAUGGCCUCUCACAAUGGCCCUCAUGAUGUUCUGCUCGAAAUAUGCUCGCGCGGUCUGUUGUACUUUGAUUCCUUCAAUUGUGCAGGCUUCAGGGAAAGGCAUGUUCAUUAGUUUUGCUAAUACAGUUCAGUCUCUUGUAUGUGUUAUUUAUUACUUUAAUUAUUUGAAUUAUUAUUUCUUGUAG